AUGUCGUCCCAACCCCUCCUCCAAAGUGCCCCCGGAAAGCGCAUUGCCCUUCCCACCCGUGUCGAGCCAAAGGUAUUUUUCGCCAACGAGAGAACUUUCCUCUCAUGGCUCAACUUCACUGUGAUUCUAGGCAGUCUCGCAAUCGGGCUGUUGAACUUUGGUGAUCGGGUCGGCCGCAUAAGUGCGGGACUAUUCACAUUUGUCGCGAUGGGUGCGAUGAUGUACGCGCUUGCGACGUUCCAUUGGAGAGCUGCGGCCAUCAGAAAACGAGGACAAGGCAGCUUUGAUGAUCGUUUUGGGCCAACUGUUUUGGCUAUCACUCUUCUCUGCGCCGUCGUUGUCAACUUUGUACUUAGAGUCUUCCUUUAA
Morchella importuna is the source of this 369-nucleotide messenger RNA. RefSeq lists its product as uncharacterized. The transcript has 3 exons. Gene Ontology annotation, cellular component: vacuolar transporter chaperone complex; fungal-type vacuole membrane. Lineage: Eukaryota; Fungi; Ascomycota; Pezizomycetes; Pezizales; Morchellaceae. The record is from RefSeq and is a predicted model, not a curated record. The coding region runs from base 1 to 369 and encodes 122 amino acids.